ACCCUAGACCCGGGCGGUUCGGCUCCUUGAAGCAUUGUCUAAGCAAUCCUUGUUCAAAUGAAGGGAUUCAUUCGACUUUCCCGAAGCAUUCAAAGCCUUCUUUGACGAUUAGAUCUCACCGAGGCCCUUAAGAGGAACCUGGCCCCCGCCGCAUUUCCCAUUACGCAUACAAAGUAGCAUACAUUUGCUUUCAAGGUUGGCUUUACACCUACGUCCACGCAUCUGCCAGCGGGGCGCUCACUCACCAGCCACCAAACUUUGCUUGCUCCCUCUUACAAGGCCACGCGCCUUGCUGUCAUUCGGCUAUCUAGCUUGCCGUCAGGCCCAUCCAGCUUAUUCUUCUUUAUUCCUUUUCUGUCUUCUAUUUUUGUUUGAUCCUGUGUCUUCACCGGGAUUUCUUUAUUAUUCUCAACUGUCUCUCGGAUAGUCAAACCAUCUGGCAUCUCAUCAUGGCCUCUUCUAAGUCGACAUCUCGGGCCGCCCGCCAUGCAGAUCGGGAUACAGGCUUUCCAGAACCCUUUGAUCAAUUCAGCAAUACUACUCUCCCUCACCCUGACGCCGACCUCUCGCCAAAUGCCUGCAUCUCACACGAUGACCUGGCUGGCGACCAUGCUCUCAAGAGAAAGCGACUCUCGUUCUUACACCGACACAAGACUAGGCGAACCCUGAUGCAUGGAAUUAUCGGCCCGCAAACCGAACUCGUCAGCAGUGUCUUGUCACUGUCGUUAUCCCGCUCUAGCAGCAGCCUCCAAGUCGGAGAGGUAGCCCCUAAGUUGACGAGUCCUUCGAUAGCCAGCUUUCAGUCCAAAAGCGGCAGCGAAAGUGCAGAGUCGACCAAGAAGGAGGACGAGACACCGCCAUCUUCACCUGACAGCAUAGGCCACAGUCCCAAGAAACACCACCGGUUCAGCAAGUGGCGACGCUCCCGAGGCGAAGAACGGGAUUGAGCAACGGGCUACAUACGAGUACAUACCGCCUUUUGACAAACAUGCCCGUCUGGGCGACAUGCAUCAUACAUUUUCUUGAAUCUUUUGGACACUGGAAGAAAAAAAGGGGAAGAAAAAAGACGGAACGAAUUUACGACUCUCUUUUGUGACUUGACUUACAGCAUAUCUCUCACCUUCUUAAUCUAUAAGCGACGGCGUUUUGGGGCGGACUUGAAAUUGGGAACCGGACAACAGACGGACGACACGGCCUUUGUCUCGUAAUCACGGG
Messenger RNA from Trichoderma harzianum CBS 226.95, 1215 nucleotides. RefSeq lists its product as hypothetical. The transcript has 2 exons. NCBI's taxonomy places the organism in Eukaryota, Fungi, Ascomycota, Sordariomycetes, Hypocreales, Hypocreaceae. Bases 450 to 947 code for a protein of 165 amino acids. The record is from RefSeq and is a predicted model, not a curated record.